Molecule: messenger RNA, 4614 nt
Organism: Bufo gargarizans (Asiatic toad)
Lineage: Eukaryota; Metazoa; Chordata; Amphibia; Anura; Bufonidae
Gene: ZFYVE16
Product: zinc finger FYVE-type containing 16
Exons: 20
Coding region: 204-4586 (1460 amino acids)
Biological process (GO): protein targeting to lysosome; endosomal transport
Cellular component (GO): early endosome membrane
Molecular function (GO): metal ion binding
Source: RefSeq, a predicted model, not a curated record
UAUGAGCGGCGCUGCGGCUGCCCUCCCGGUGACAACGGAGCGGGUGGUGCGAGGGGCCAUCUUUAUAAUAAAGUUAUUAAGCAGAGUGUGUACCUGUGUGUGGUAAUGUGCGGGGAGAAAUGCGGCUAAUGUGCGGGAUCUGCGCAGAGAUGGUCUGCGUGAAAUGGGCAGAAGUUAUACUGUAGUGCUGCCAGGCUGCUCCCAUGAUAAAGAGGCCUCGGCGCUUGCACAGUCCCUGCAGGCCCGUCAGACCGCUGACCUGGUGCCGAAGAAAAUUGUGGAUCCAUAGGACGAUGGACACUUACUUUCAAGCAGCAGUUGUUGAUUUGGAUAAACUGCUGGAUGAUUUUGAGCAGAAUACAGAUGAGUUGGAAACCUACCAGUCAUGUGACACACCUCUUGACCCAAACCAAAGUGCUCUUUCUUCAGGUGACUUCUACCUGCAGCCAGAUUUCUCAGCUCCCAGGAAGCAGUCCUAUGGUAAUAGUCAUGAGGACCCUCCGUCGUCAAUCUCUCCGAAUGAAGAAGAGCUUAAAAAUGUUACUCCGGUCUCACAAGGUGAAAGAAAUGUCAGCGGCCCAGAUCUCUUAUCUUGUGUAGAGGAAGGAAUGUCCAAUGAAGGUGAAUCCAGCACCGGCAGGAGUAGUGUUCCUAUAUGUGACCUUAUCAGUGACACUGGCAGCUUGCUUCAUACAGCAAGCAGCAAUGAGUCCUUAAUUCCUGAUGCCCUCCAGCCAAGCACAAAUGUGGUCUCCGACCUUGAAUUACUUUCUGACCCAGGUUUCUUUACAGUCCCAGCUUCAGAUCUGACCACUUCAUUGGGAAAUGAGGAGCUGUGUUGUGCAGAUGUCUCUACAAGGAACUCAGACUGGUUACCUGGAAGGCAAUCAGAUCUGCUCAACCUGAGCCCUGAAGUUAGUAAUACGAAUGUCAAUGCCGCCUCUGAUUUUACUGCUCAAGUAGACGACGCAAGAGAAGCUUCAGACAUUGCUUCUAGUAUUGAUUCCACCAGUACAUCAAGUUCGUCGAGCACUGACGGCUAUGUCAGCGAUGAUCUCUGUUAUGAGACAUUGCCUGAUGAUCAAACUGACCUGGAGUCAAGGGUACAGGCGGAUACACUAACUUUUCAGCCUAAGCAACUAACAGCAAAUUUAGAUUUCCCUGCAGAAAAUGUCGACUUUGGUUCGGAAAGUGAGAUUUAUAGUAAUUUAGGCGCUUGCCAAAAUGAAUGUCCGUCUGUGGAGAAGCCUGGGAUCUCAAGUGUCAUCUCCUCAGAAUGCGAUGAUGAAAUAUCUAAGGUAUCAGCGCCGACUCCUCACACCAAAUCUCUGCCUUUCUCAAAUUGUGCUACACAAGAUGAUUCGCCUGUGAAAGACAACGCAAUGAAGCUGUAUAACCAAGCCUCAGAAGAAGUACCAGCUGAGGUCUCACAACACGACUCUGAGAUACCAAGUUGUAAAACUGCAUCCUUACAACCUACACCUCUGCCAACACCUACAGAGAAACGUAAAGCCAAUGACGUUAAAUCAACAGAUGAUGAUAUCCCACCACAACCUGUUACCAAACUGCCUACAGUGGAAACAUGCAAGCCCAUUCCCCCGAGCCCAACCCUUAAAGACGAUAUUUAUAGCCCUGGUUUUGAAAAUGCUGUAUUAUCUGAUUUCAUAAGUGACCAUAAUGACCUGUUGUUAAGUGACACAUACAUUAGUGACGCAGAGCUUGAUGCUUUUCUUGGUGUGGAAAGUGUUCCUUUGAAUAAGGAAACUGCUUUGGAAAACCGCCCACCUUGUGAUUUAACCUUGGCUGAAUCCGGUGGGACUGACACUGUUGGCGAUGAGUCUCAGGAAGUAGAAGGCAAAGCACUGAGCAACACGGUGGAUAUUUCACAGAAUAAAGCUGCUGCUUCACCUCCGCCUCAAAAUAAAGGGAAUCUUUCUGGUGCUACUAUGGUUUGCCACAUUGGCGGUGCUAGGCCAAAACAGUUGUUUAAUCAGCCACCAAAGUCUCUGUCUCUUAGGCAACCUGAUAAGCUAAAUAAUCAGAUUGUAGACCAAAUGCCUGAAGAGUCUGGAUCAAGCAGCGUGCAUUCACCCAGUGCUUUGCAAGGGUCGGUGAAUGAAGAUACUGAUGAGAGUCCUGAGCUCAGUGUGAUGGAAGCAUUGGAAAGACCUGAGAAUGAGGCAUUGGAAAAUCCUGUACCUGGUCAGAGGCAGCCAAUCUGGAUUCCUGACUCUGAAGCUCCAAACUGCAUGAACUGCAGCACUAGGUUCACUUUCACUAAGCGAAGACACCAUUGUAGAGCCUGUGGAAAAGUUUUUUGUGCUGCCUGCUGUAGUCUGAAGUGCCGGCUGCAGUAUCUGGAGAAAGAAGCCAGAGUCUGUGUGCUGUGCUAUGACUCCAUCUCUAAAGUACAGGCUAUUAAGAGGAUGAUGAGCCCAUCUGCUCCUAGUCCAAAUCCCACUGUCCCCUCUGAGUACUGUUCCACCAUUCCUCCUUUCGUGCAGGCACAGGCAGCAGGUACAAUUAACUCUUCGCCGCCCACCAUUUUGGUGCCUGGCUCAGUGCGUAAGCAACCAGGAGCUGAAGGAAUGAAUCCAAAGGAACAGAAAAGAGUGUGGUUUGCAGAUGGCUUAUUACCUAAUGGAGAAGUUGCAGACACAAGUAAACUUGCUGCUGUUGGCAAGAAGGCUGCCCAAGACUCCAGUCCAGCUACUCCAGUUUCACCAGAUUCUGCCAUGGCUGUUGAAUCCUUUCAGGAUGGUUCAAAGCAAUCUGAUAACACCGAGAAGUCAGAGCCCACACAUGAAGUGCCCAUAGCUCAGGUAUCUGCAGCUGAUGAAACAGCUAGUGCCUUCAAAGUGUCUUCUGCAUCAGACCUCAGGAUGCUUUGCUGCAUUGAGAAGUGUGUGAGCCGAGAAGUCAGCCUUAUUCCAGACGAUGAAACAGGUCUGCCUCCCCUGUUAAUGACGGUUGGAGAAAGUGAAGAUGCUGUGUGCUGUGAAAAUAGACCAACUCAUGCAGGAGUCAUGUCGCUUUUGGAAGAAUAUGAGUCUAAUCCAUUAACAUUUAUCCUAAAUGCAAAUCUGCUUGUUAAUGUCAAGCUAGUAACUUAUGCUUCAGAAAAAUGCUGGUUUUUCUCAACUAAUGGAUUGCAUGGAUUAGGCCAAGCUGAAAUUGUCAUAAUUUUGAAUUGCUUGCCGAAUGAAGACUCCGUUCCUAAGGAUGUAUUUAAACUUCUUGUGAACAUCUACAAGGAGGCACAGAAAGGAAAAUAUAUUGGCAAUCUGGAAAACGUUACAUUUACUGAAAGCUUUCUGGAUAGCAAGGAUCAUGGCGGCUUCCUGUUUUUUACACCUACUUUUCAGGAUCUCAGCGGACUGCCCAUACCAAAUAAUCCUUUCUUGUGUGGGGUUAUUAUCCUGAAAAUGGAGGUUCCAUGGGCAAAAGUUUUCCCGAUUCGUUUAAUGUUGACACUGGGGGCUGAAAGUGGUGUAUAUCCAUCUCCUGUAACAAGCCGCAGACAUCGCAAACCUGUAUUUGGAGAGAUUGGACACACUAUAAUCAACUUAUUGACUGACCUUAGAAAUUAUCAGUACACCAUUCCACAUGUAGAGGGCUUGGUAAUUCACAUGGAGAUGGGCAAAAGCUGCAUAAACAUCCCCUCAAAGCGACAUAAUGAGAUUCUUAAAGUAAUUCAUUCAUGCAAUGAACACGUCAUAAGCAUCGGCGCUAGCUUCAGUUUGGAGGCGGACUCCCAUCUGGUUUGUGUGCAGAAUAGUGAUGGAAUCUAUCAGACGCAAGCCAACAGUGCUGCCGGACAGCCUAGAAAAGUUACUGGAGCAAGUUUUGUUGUCUUCAAUGGAGCCCUGAAAACAUCAUCUGGAUUCCUUGCUAAGUCUAGCAUAGUAGAAGAUGGAGUGAUGGUACAGAUAACACAAGAGAUGAUGGAAGCUCUGCGGCAAGCCCUGCGAGACAAAAAAGACUUCAGGAUAACAUGUGGAAGAAUAGAUUCAGGAGACUUGUCUGAAGAAGUGACAAUUCGUUGGGUGGAGACUGUAGACACUAAAAAUAAAGGGAUCAUAAGCCCCAUUGAUGGACAAUCCAUGGAAGGAAUUCCUAGUGAAAGGAUUUGUCAAGACACUGAUUUUGAAGCGCAUGAUAAGGCUGUGAAAUGCACAGAGGUGUUUUAUCUGCUAAGAGACCGUGAACCAGUCAGUGCAACGGCUCACCUUCAGUUUGCUAAAGAGAUAGCGACCGCAUGUGGAGCUGCUCUAUGUCCACAUCUGAAGACUUUAAAGAGCAGUGGAAUGAAUAAGAUUGGGCUACGAGUCUCCAUGGAUAUUGACAUGGUUGAGUAUCGUGCAGGGUCAGGUGGUCAGCCUCUCCCCCAACAGUACUUGAAUGACCUGGACAGCGCCCUCAUCCCAGUCAUCCACAACCGGACCUCAGACACCAGCAUUUUACCUCUGAAGGGUCGUUUUUGGCAAAGAUCAUCUUCUGUUGGAAUCCGGUUGUUCGGCUGCACUAGAAGAGACUGUCAUAUCCUUACAGCCUAUCCGUGGCAGCGCAGCCACCUUUUUGAGUAAACCACUAUAUGACAAAAAUGUGAUUUGA